GCUCCCAGGUCCCGCUUGAUGUGCCCGCACCGAGUGCAUGUCUUGCUCGUGUACUCGUCCCGUGUCCUGGGCUUGGCUUUCGCCCGGACGGACAAGUGGCUCCGAGACCACGAUGUAGAAUUUACCGGUCUUGGUCCGCAUAAUGCGGGUGUCGCAGAGGAAGGGAAGCUGCAGUCGGCGAUCCUCGAUGGUCCCGUCGGGACGGAGGCGGGGAAGGAAGCUCCUCUCCAUCCGGCUGUGCUUGGGUGGCUUCUUGACACUCUUCAUGCUUCUGGACAGCAUGGGGUCGCCAUCAUCAUCCACAGGCUGUGGAAGAGGCGGACGCAGAAGCUGCACAGGAGUGUCUUGUGCGCUGGGAUGGGCCAGCUUGAGAGCAUCCAUGUGGUAUAUGUGAGCUGACGACAGAUCGAGACAUAAACGGCCCGCACCAUGCUGUUGAAGAGUGUGAUCACCGAGGAGAUGCACGGAUUGUGGUCGAAGGUCUAGUUGUAUCAGAUGAGGUAUGGGAUGUCUUCGCAAAAGUUUCUGGAUAUCGUGAGGCGGGCCGGUUGGGAUGCAGGCCGAUGGCGGAUGCUUAUGCUUUUGAGUGAAAAUCCAAACCCCCAUCCAGCGCAUGUCACAACAGGGACACAUCAUCCGACUCAGGGACAG
Molecule: messenger RNA, 651 nt
Organism: Polychytrium aggregatum
Lineage: Eukaryota; Fungi; Chytridiomycota; Chytridiomycetes; Polychytriales
Exons: 3
Coding region: 19-399 (126 amino acids)
Source: RefSeq, a predicted model, not a curated record